AAAUUCCUUCACAGGAGGGUCCUGUCGACUCAAGAUCCCCUUAAAGUUUUUGGACUUGACUGCUUCCAUGGGAAACUGUGUGUGAGGGACAGUCUACAGGAGCUCUAUGGAACAUUGAUGUCCCUGAGAGGAGUGUAGAGGCAUGCUGGUUGCUGACCAUGAAAUCUGUCAGAGAGGUAAUGGUUUUUCGACGACCAAAAUGAACAGUAAACAAGGAUGGAGAGCCGGCGCUGCCUUCCUUACUGUCAUGUUCUGCUUCGGGAUGUUGUGGUACUUACAAGUGGACACCUACAUACCCAGGUCCUAUGUAAAUGUCGGAGCCAUGUGCGCUCCAGGUGACGUCGCUUCCAAAGCAGCUUCUAUGAUCAGCAAUUACUCCAGGAAUCACCCCGUCUUCUUGGCGAUGAGCGACUAUUUCUGGGUGAAGAACGAGUCCCGCUAUCCUUUACCGUACGGCAUGAAAGGAAGUGAGGAUCUACUGAUGAAAUUUCUGGCGUUGUCUAAUCGAUACCACGUGCCUCAAGAUAUAGAGAGGUUGCGGUGCAGACGGUGUGUGGUGGUCGGAAAUGGACACCGGCUGAAGAACAGCUCUUUGGGUGAAACCAUCAAUAAAUACGACGUGGUGAUCAGGUAAGAUCAAUGUGAUUGUAGCAGUAACCAAACACAACUGCU
Messenger RNA from Hyla sarda, 672 nucleotides. Its product is annotated as CMP-N-acetylneuraminate-beta-galactosamide-alpha-2,3-sialyltransferase 4-like. Lineage: Eukaryota; Metazoa; Chordata; Amphibia; Anura; Hylidae. Gene Ontology annotation, molecular function: sialyltransferase activity. The transcript is spliced from 7 exons. Gene Ontology annotation, biological process: glycolipid biosynthetic process. The coding region runs from base 143 to 634 and encodes 163 amino acids. The record is from RefSeq and is a predicted model, not a curated record.